CAAUUAUUAUCACUAAGCAAUCUAUUUUUUUUUUGCUUUCCUUUUGUUUUUAAAUUUUAAUCCAUAAUCAAUUAGUAUACUUAAACUUUAAUUUUUCUCCUUUUUAUAUUUUGUUUAAUUAAUCAAAAAUGAAUAGUACUAAUGUAGAAAUGGAAAUAGAUGAUAUUCAAGAUAAUGUUUUAGCUACAAAUGUGACUGGCAGUGUCUCUAUAUCCUUACACCCUCUAGUUAUUCUUAAUAUUUCAGAGCACUGGACUCGUCUUACAGCCCAAGUUGGUAACCCAGUUCCUACUCUUGGUGCUCUAAUUGGUAAACAAAAAAAUCGGACACUCGAAAUUAUGAAUUCAUUUGAGUUAUCAUAUACUCAACUUGAAGAUUCGUCUUUAGUGAUUGACAGAGAAUAUUACAAUACUAAAGAAGAACAGUUUAAACAAGUAUUUUGUGAUUUGGAUUUUUUGGGAUGGUAUAUCACGGGUACAGGUAGUGACAAACCUACUUUACGUGAUAUAGAAUUACAUAAACAAAUAACUGAUAUAGCAGAAAGUCCAAUAUUUUUAAAAAUGGAUCCUCAUGGAGGACAUACUGAUCUUCCUGUUAAAGUAUAUGAAUCAAUUAUAGAUAUAAUGAAUGGAGAGACUAAAAUGUUAUUUGUUGAAUUGACAUAUACAUUAUCAACUGAAGAUGCUGAGCGUAUUGGAGUUGAUCAUGUUGCAAGAAUGUCAAGCAAUGAUGCACAAGAAAAUAGUUUAGUUGCUGAAACUCUAACUGUUCAAUUCAAUGCUAUUAAAAUGUUGCACAGUAGAGUUAAAAUGUUACUAGAAUACUUGAAAGAAGCUAAGAAUUCUGAAAAACCAGUUAAUAAUGAAAUUCUUCGCGAAUAUGUGUCAUUAUGCCAUCGCUUACCUGUGAUGGAAUCUGGAGAAUUUUACAGAGAUUUGUAUACACAUUGUAAUGAUGUUGCCUUGAUAGCAUAUUUGGGUGUAUUAACAAAAUGUUGUAAUGAAGUUAACAACUAUUGCAACAAAUUUAAUGCACUUUAUGAUCGACAAGUAGUAGGAAGAAAAGUUAAAGCAUUGUUUUUAUAAAUCAAUUUUUUUAAGAAAAUGCAUGAAUCAUACUCAAUUAUUUAUCUUUAAAAGUGUUGAAUAAUUUAAUACUAACUUGAUUGUAAUAUUUUUUUUUUCAAAAUAAAAAGUCGUAAUCAUAAAAAGUCAAUAGUCAUAAAAGUAAUUACAUAUAAUUUAAGACUGUCAUAAGAGGUUAAUAAAUGUACAAAUAAAUAUA
Daktulosphaira vitifoliae (grape phylloxera) is the source of this 1284-nucleotide messenger RNA. RefSeq names its product COP9 signalosome complex subunit 6 (gene CSN6). Bases 129 to 1085 code for a protein of 318 amino acids. Gene Ontology annotation, molecular function: protein binding; metallopeptidase activity. Gene Ontology annotation, cellular component: COP9 signalosome. The transcript is spliced from 3 exons. The record is from RefSeq and is a predicted model, not a curated record. NCBI's taxonomy places the organism in Eukaryota, Metazoa, Arthropoda, Insecta, Hemiptera, Phylloxeridae. Gene Ontology annotation, biological process: protein deneddylation.